Molecule: messenger RNA, 3624 nt
Organism: Lobosporangium transversale
Lineage: Eukaryota; Fungi; Mortierellomycota; Mortierellomycetes; Mortierellales; Mortierellaceae
Exons: 6
Coding region: 90-3560 (1156 amino acids)
Source: RefSeq, a predicted model, not a curated record
GACACAUUUCCUUGUAAGUACUUUUUCUUUUUGUUUUUUGCGAGGAACAAUGAUAAAGUGAGCUGAUCUUUAUUGUAAACAAAGUAGAAAUGCAAGUUGGAGGGAGUGUGACGGCAACAUCAGGCAAACCAAAUAGAACAAUGGACAUUACUCCAUUCAUUAGGGUCAUUUCUGGUGAAGUGCUCAGGAGAUGGUGGCUUGAAUACCAACAUAUAUAUAUUAUUUUUUUUUCCUUCGAUGCUACUUUGCACUUCCACACUGAAACUAGACAGAAAACAACUAAUAGCCGUGGGAUUUACAAGGAUAGCUCCUUCCUCAGGAUACGCAUGACUCCAUCACUACACGCACGUGGUCGAAGUAGACAGAGCGGUGCAGGGAGAAGGGUGAACGAUGUGGGUUUGAAUCGAGAUGCAUCACUCAUCAUCCCGUCCAUAGUUCCCACACAAGAAGCGCUCUUGAAUUUGAGCCAGUAUCAUAGCAGCAGCCGAGAUGAUAACAUGAACUUGGAGAGCGAGAUCUACGGCCGAGGCAACCCUCUUGCAGCAACCAUUUCUGAAGAAGUAAGUUUCAUCAUGCCUAUGCCCUCAACGCAAUCAUCAACUCCAUCGUCCUUUGGGCAUCAAGAGCACGCAAAAGAGCAUUCCCGAACUCCAUGUUUCCGUUAUUCUCCAGAAAAAACGAGCGAAGUGUCAGCGGAAGCAACAUCAGCAGUAGUAGAAGCAGCCAGUAAAAGAGAAUACGACGAUGAAAAUGAAGAUUCUGAUCCAAUUAUGGACUUUGAAGACACUGAUGAAGAACAAAAUCAAGUGCAGGGAAAUAAAUCCGCUAAAACAGGAGAUGUUCAUAUGGAUUCAGCAUUUGCCUCGUCCUCAAAAUCCACUCCACCCAAAUUUCGCCAGCAAAACCAAAGCUCACCCAGUUAUGGUACUUUUCAGCCCUUUGGUUUGAAUUCACCGCAGCCUCCGAGUCGUAGGUUCAUUUUGCCUACAACCACCACACUUGGCGCAGGAGAUCCACUAGGAGGGGUUCCUUACUCGCCCAAUAAGCGGCUUCGACCUGUGAGUGAGCUUCCUCGACCUGUUGUACCCUUACAACCAUUAGUACAAAAAUCGGCGAGUCGUAAGGGUACUUCACCACGGAAACAGAGGGUUGCUCAGGUAACUUCACCUAAGAAAUCGCCAUCGUCUGAAACAAUAGAGGGCCUAUCAGUGCCUGGGAAGUAUACGAAAGGCCUGCGACCACCCCCACCACUAGGUCCUAAGUUGCUGCGGAUCGCAAAUGAAGGAAAGAGGAGACAGAAGCAGGGGCUUCAGCAAGGAGAUGAUGAAGAGAUGGAAAAAGAGAGGCCCAUUCGCAGAUCAAUACAGCAGAAGCCAGGUGAUUUAUAUCCAAACCCGGCUUUAAAUAUUAGUAAUACAAUGUCGAUAUCGCUUCUUUAUGACGAACCUUCACCGUCACCUUAUGUCAGCUCUCCGGAACCAGAGGUAACAACACCAACAAGGUCAAAGCCCAAUACCGCAUCCUCGCUAUCAACAAUUGUACAGGAUGAGUUGAAGAAACAGAGGCUACUAGCAGAAGUGGCAGCAAUACGCAAACCAUCAAUACCGCUAUCAAUAUCAGAAGGAUCCUCAGGCCUGGAGCCGGCUUCCGCACCUAUCUUUGAAGCGCUGGCCCAUACCAUAAAGAAAGAGCCGCUUACACCUGCGCUAUUAUCUACAAUACCCACUCUCCAGCAGGGUUCGAAGGCAGCACCGCACCAACCCCCCCAGUCUCCUCAGGAGCCACAUGGGUCCGAGAGGAUUGUAUCCUAUCCUUUAUUGACCCCUCCACCGCCAAAACUACAGCAGAUUAAAAAACCGCUUCCAAAUAUAAUCCCUCUUCCAGACAUUGUACUACAAUUUGCACCCAAACUCACACCAAUCGAGGAUAUCAGAUGGCCUCCUGAAAAGCCUGGCCGAUUUCACAUCCUGGCAUUGGUUCUAUUCAUUGGCCCUGAGAACCAAGUUGUGAUAAAGGAGAAACAAAAGGUGGUUGCUAAAUGUGAGAUUACAGUUUGCGGCCUUAGUGCGAUGCCUUUCAAACUCAAUCUGUGGUCGAGUUGUUGUGAAUGGGUGCAGGGACAGAUGUUUAAAGUAGGAGACGUUGUUCUAGUCACAGAUAUUCGCGUAAAAGAAUUUAAGCAAUCAACAGCCAGAGGCUUAACUGAGAAGGUUAGCGGUAAUACAAGUUGGUGGUCACGGAUGGCGAGGUUGGAUGGUUCACUACUACCGUUAUAUCGCGGCAAUUCAACUAUCGAAUCCAAUCUAGCUAUUUUUAUUCAAAAACGUCGUGCCCUUGCUUUUGAUUUAUUGGACAAGGAAAAAGGCAUCGUUAAGGACAGCUCCAUCUAUGUCACUUUACCAUUGUGGUCAUUUACGAGUCAGGCGAAUGAGGAUCAAAGUCUUAAAGAAAAGGACAGGGUGACUAUAAGUUUAAAUGGUGAUAGCGCUAUGGAGACCAGGCGAAGUAAGCACGGCUCCAAAGUAACGGCUUUAGUACCAAUUGGGUCUGCCGCAGCCGUAAGUGCGGCACAACCCAACACAAAGUCCGUAGCAUCAACUUCGAGGGACGUUCUACCGAAGCAUGUCACUGGGGUAUCUAUACGGGUAUCCGUUGCUUACAAAUUGUUAAUGGUCGCUGGUGAUGAGAGUCAAGGAUGGGAGAUAGGUUCCAUAACGCCUAGUGGGCAUUUCAUCAGAAUCCAGUGUCAUGCAGCCCCUUGGAUCAACGAUGUGUCACCAGGGCGAGUGUUCCAAUUUUUUGGCAAGCUUCGGGAAAAAUCUAAUGUUUUACAAAUAGAUGCUGAAUCACGAAAGCCUUACAUGCACGAAAAUCCUUGGGUUGACUCUGUCAAUCGUGUUGCAGCACGACAGUUUAGAACCAUUCGUUCGAUUCGGGAACACAGGUUUAUGGGUGACGGAGUUGUUGAUUCUUAUAUCUUGGCAGUUAGUUUCCCUCAACUUGCCUUGAGCAGCACUGAUACGGAGCAGCCACAACAGGGCGAUGAAUUUACCGGAUUCAUUCAAUGCUACUGCGCCGGUUGUUAUUCCAUUGUGGUGCCAUGCCCUCAGAAUCCCACCAUCCUUUUGUGCCGCGAAUGCCAUCUAGAUCCUCAAAAACGCCAACAGCCGCUGAAGUGGAUGUAUCCUCCUUUCGAAUUGAUACUAGGCGAUAAGCCUCGGAUAGCAGCAAACCUAACGAGUGAAAGUUUACAGAUACGAUGCCAGUUUGAGAUCGGGGAUCAAGUCUUUUUAUCUGUUCCUGCUCGGCGCUGGAUGCAGGAUGAAGAAGGGUUCCGGAUUGCAAAGGCUAGAUGGCAACGCCUUUAUAAGCUGAUGAAUAGUGACCAUGAUAGUUAUUAUGGUGAUAAUGGCGGGGCCAGGAGCAUGAGUGGGAGCAAAGAAGGAGAGGCAUCAGACGAGGUUGGAGGGGACAUCAAGCGCCCUGCACAAAAGGUGCGCGUUGAGUUUAGAAUGGGCGUUGGCAUGGUGGCUAAAGCUCUGAAAGUCGAUUAUCUCUGAAUAGGAACCAAUUACUCGAUCAUUUUUUCUCAUCUUUUCUUUGCCAACAUCGCGUAAGAUGUAA